This is a messenger RNA of Lactuca sativa (garden lettuce), 402 nucleotides long. The record is from RefSeq and is a predicted model, not a curated record. Lineage: Eukaryota; Viridiplantae; Streptophyta; Magnoliopsida; Asterales; Asteraceae.
AUGGACAUCUGUGCCUCUACCAAGGUACCAAUGGGCUUUGGACACAAGAUCUUUGCCGACCCCUCCGGUGCUCCUGUUGAUGAAAAGAAGUACCGUGGAAUGAUUGGAUCUCUACUUUAUCUCACAUCAAGUUGUCCAGAUAUAAUGUACCAAGAGUCUCGGAAUCUGUAUCCAGCAAAUGAGAGCUUCCUACUCCAAGCCUAUUCAAAUUCGAACUAUGGUGGUCUUCAGCUUGAUAGAAAAAGCACUUCGGGUGGCUAUCAAUUCUUAGGUGGUCUUUUGGUCAGUUGGUCAUCCAAGAAACAGAACUACAUUGCACACUCUACAGCCAAAGCGGAAUACAUUGCUACUACCAGUUGUACAUCUCAAGUUCUGUGUAUGAAAUCUCAACUCCUAGAUUAG